Messenger RNA from Cygnus atratus (black swan), 3693 nucleotides. It is a transcript of the gene MYBPC1, whose product is annotated as myosin binding protein C1. The coding region runs from base 1 to 3693 and encodes 1230 amino acids. The record is from RefSeq and is a predicted model, not a curated record. NCBI's taxonomy places the organism in Eukaryota, Metazoa, Chordata, Aves, Anseriformes, Anatidae. The transcript has 28 exons. Gene Ontology annotation, molecular function: protein binding.
AUGCCCACGUGUGAAGAAGCUGCCAGGUUUACUUUUAUUCCCAAGGAGUAUUUAAGUAAUGGUCACUUUACUGCUCUGCCCCUAGAUCCUGCAUUGGCCCAGAGAGACUCUGGUUGCCCUCCUCCACUGGGAGAGAGCUCAUCCAGCACCAGAUCCUCUCAAAAAUAUACUUGUACUUCCUACACAGAACAAAAAACACCACAGGAUGGUGGAACUGAAAAGGGCAAAGUAUGGUCAAUUGGAGAUGGAGCUCCAGAGGAGACAGAAAAACGUGAUGACUCCCAAAGAUCCACCUUAUUCGUCGAAAAACCUCAGAGUGGUUCAGUGAGUGUUGGUGGGAAUAUUACAUUUAUAGCCAAAGUAGAAGCCAAAGAUCUUCUCCGAAAGCCAAAUGUUAAGUGGUUUAAAGGAAAAUGGAUGGACCUGGCCAGCAAAGCGGGGAAGCACCUACAGCUGAAGGAGUCAUUUGAGCGUCAUACUAAGAUUCACACAUUUGAGAUGCAUAUCAUUCAAGCUAAGGAAAACUACGCAGGGAACUAUCGCUGUGAAGUAUCUUACAAGGACAAGUUUGACAGUUGCUCUUUUGACCUUGAAGUCACUGAAUCUUCUCAAGCUGCUCCAUCCAUUGACAUCAGAUCUGCUUUCAAAAGAAGCGGUGAUGGACAAGACGAUGCAGGAGAACUUGACUUUAGUGGUCUCCUGAAACGUAGGGAGAUUAAACAGCAAGAAGAAGAACCUGAGGUAGAUGUGUGGGAGCUCCUGAAGAACGCUAAUCCCAGUGAAUAUGAGAAGAUUGCUUUUCAGUAUGGUAUCACUGACCUGAGAGGCAUGUUAAAGCGUCUGAAGCGCAUGCGCAGGGAAGUGAAGAAGAGUGCAGCAUUUGCCAAAGGUCUUGAUCCUGCAUACCAGGUAGAUAAAGGAGGCAAAGUAAGGUUCAUGGUGGAGCUAGCAGAUCCAACAGUAGAGCUCAAGUGGUAUAAAAAUGGCCAAGAAAUACGACCAAGUACAAAAUACAUUUUUGAGCACAAAGGUAACCAGAGAAUUCUAUUUAUCAAUAACUGUACGAUGACAGAUGAUGCUCGCUAUUACGUAACAGCUGGUGAUGAGAAAUGCUCCACAGAACUGUUUGUGAGAGAUCCUCCAAUUUUGGUGACCAAAGGCCUGGAGGAUACCAAUACCUAUGUUGGUGAACGAGUAGAACUGAGCUGUGAAGUGUCUGAGGAUGAUGCAAAUGUGAAAUGGUUUAAGAAUGGCGUAGAACUUACCAAUGAACCUAGAUCUCGAUAUCGAAUCAAGGUUGAGGGUAAAAAACACACACUAAUCAUAGAGGAAGCUGCAAAAAAUGACAGUGCAACUUACUCAGUAAUGACAACAGGAGGCCAAUCAGAAGCUAAGCUUUCUGUUGAUUUGAGACCAUUGAAGAUAUCACUUGCACUAGAAGACCAGACUGUGAGGCUUGGACAAGAAAUCCACCUGAAAUGUGAGAUAUCUGAGAAUGUGCAAGGGAAAUGGUACAAAAAUGGACAACUGGUUGAAGCUAGUGACCGUGUAAAGCUUUAUCACAAAGGAAGAAUCCACAGAUUUAUUAUAGCGAGCGCUGCUGUUGAUGAUGAGGGUGAAUACAUGUUUGUACCAGAUGCCUAUAAUAUCAAUAUUCCAUGCAAAGUACAUGUUGUGGAUCCUCCUAAACUCCACCUUGAUGGUCUUGGGGAAGAUAACACUGUGACAGUAGUGGCAGGAAGCAAACUACGACUUGAAAUCCCUAUCACUGGUGAGCCAACUCCAAAAGUCAUGUGGAGUAAAGGGGAUAAGUGGAUCACAGACAGUGGAAGAAUACGGGCAGAAACAUACCCAGACAGCAGCUGUCUGGUCAUUGACACAGCUGAGAGAGAAGAUUCAGGUCCUUUCAGAAUAACAUUGAAGAAUGAGGCUGGAGAGGACACAGCUCUAAUCAACAUUAAAGUGGUUGAUGUGCCUGAUCCUCCUCAGGCACCAAAUGUGACUGAGGUCGGUGAAGACUGGUGUGUUAUGACCUGGGAACCUCCAGCAAAUGAUGGUGGAUCACCUAUCUUAGGUUAUUUCAUUGAAAGGAAAAAGAAACAAAGCUCCAGGUGGAUGAGGCUGAAUUUUGAACUGUGUAAAGAAACAACUUUUGAGCCAAAGAAGAUGAUUGAAGGUGUUGCUUAUGAGGUCCGUGUAUUUGCUGUUAAUGCAAUAGGCAUUUCCAAACCAAGUAUGCCUUCAAAGUCCUUUGUUCCUUUAGCUGUUACCAGUCCACCAACUCUCCUGGCAGUGGAUGGAGUAACUGAUACCUCAGUUACGAUGAAAUGGAGGCCACCAGACCACAUUGGAGCAGCAGGUUUAGAUGGCUAUGUUGUAGAGUACUGCUUUGAAGGAACUGAUGAAUGGAUUGUGGCUAACCCAGAACUGACAGACAAAACAAGGUUUACAAUCAAUGGUCUUCCGACUGGCUCAAAAAUCCUCGUGAGAGUAAAAGCUGUGAAUGCUGCAGGUGAAAGUGAGCCUAGGUACCACCCACAGCCUAUCUUAGUCAAGGAAGUUGUAGAACCUCCGAAGAUUCGCCUACCAAGACACUUAAAACAGACCUAUACUCGAAGAGUUGGAGAAACUGUGAAUCUUGUGAUUCCCUUCCAGGGAAGACCAAGGGCAAAAGUAUCAUGGCAGAAAAAUGGUUCUCCAAUAGACAAGAACCAAAUCAACAUCCGCAACACUGAAAAUGACACGAUCAUCUUCAUCCGAAAGGCAGAAAGGAGCCACUCUGGAGAAUAUGACAUGAAAGUGGAAGUAGAGAACUUGGAGGACAAAGCUACAAUAGAUAUUCAAAUUGUUGAUCGCCCCGGCCCACCAGAAAUUGUAACUAUUGAAGAUGUCUGGGGAGAGAACGUAAAUUUAUCAUGGAAGCCACCAAAGGAUGAUGGCAAUGCUGCCAUUACUGGGUACACUAUUCAAAAAGCAGAUAAGAAGAGUAUGGAAUGGUUCACAGUAAUUGAGCACUACCACCGCACCAGCGCCACCAUUAAUGAGCUCGUCAUAGGAAACGAGUACUACUUCCGGAUCUUCGCUGAAAACAUGUGUGGCCUCAGCGAGGAUGCAACAAUGACCAAAGAGAGUGCUCUGAUUGCAAAAGAUGGUAAAGUCUACAAAUACCCAGUUUACGAUGAUUUUGACUUCAGUGAACGACCACUGUUUACCCAGCCUCUCAUUAACACAUAUGCUGUAGCUGGUUACAACGCUACUUUGAACUGCAGUGUUCGGGGCAACCCCAAGCCCAAAAUAACCUGGCUGAAAAACAAAGUCAUUAUAAUGAAUGACCCAAGGUACCGAAUGUUCAGCAACCAAGGUGUCUGUACCUUGGAGAUCCGCAAACCCAGUCCAUAUGAUGGAGGCACUUAUACCUGCCGAGCAGUCAACGAACUUGGAGAGGCAGAAGUUGAUUGCAAACUGGAAGUAAAAGGUGGACUUUCAUUCUUCAGACUAUUAAUGGAUGGAGUGCCUCCGCAUAUCAUCGAUUCAUAUAUGCGUGAAGUAUACGGUGCUUAUCUUCUCUUGGCCACAUUUGAAAAAGUCAUACCUCCACAGCGACUCACGGAUAUUUCUAAAAUUGCUCACGUGACCAACUUUAAGCGCCAUGCUUUCUCACAAGGCGUAGCCGCUCUGAAGCGCCUUCUCUAA